AUGGUCGACUCGGUUAAGCUACCUACUCCAAUGAAAUCCCACAACGAAAGCCGCCAAGUAAAAAGUCUCAAAUUUCUGGCGCUGGAGAUUACUCAAGAUAUUGAUGACAUCCAUUUCCUGGAAGACGAAUCUUUUUCGACGAGCCCACCGCGUACUAAGGUAAUGAAGAAACGUCAAAGUCGCCGGAAUUUGAACCAUAAGCAAUCGGAGGCCGAUAUUUUGGCUCAAUUCAUGAAUGACGAUGAUCAUCUGCUGCAAUUACCACCUCCUCCAAACCAAGCAAAACUGAUUUCCCAACAAAAUUCUCGCCUGGUAAGUCUGCUGAGUCGUAAUGUGUCGAGAUGUGGCACACCCGCCAAUGCCAGCGUUGACGAUUUAGCGAACAUGCUGUUCAUUAGUGAUGAGGAUGGUAACACCAGUAUUGACGACGCGUCCAGAAUCGAACCAGUUAAAAAUGGGAACAUCACACCCGAAGAAAACCGUAAACAACGAUCGCUCUCGAAAAAGAAAAGUCGAUCCCAAUUGAGAAAGAAGAAGCUGAGAGCUAAAUUGCGGGAAGCCAAAGAGGCGGCAAGUGCCGCAGUUUCUUCGAAUGGAUUCACGGGCGGUGAUAACGCUUCUACAAAUGGCUCUCUUGAUGAAGACAAUCUGAGUGUAGGCGCUCAUAACUUACCGCCUACGCCAUCAAUGUCAGAAUUAACUCGCAAGCCUCUGGUAGCUGCGUUGAUUGCUGGUAUUGAGGGCAACUCCAAGGGUGCUUCUACCCUGGAAGUGCCUUUCGAGGUUCGCUUAAGACCUCUCAACAUCAAUAAUACCAAAAAACUGGAAAAGCUCCCCGAGAUCCAACCAGUGAAGCUGAUUAUUGGACUUUCGGUUGUGCAAAUCUUGAAGCUCAACGCUAAUGAUGUGAAGAUGAAAACUUUGAUGCAGUCGCUGACUCUCUCAAAAUAUGCUCAAACUGGUAUUAACUUUACGCUGCGUCAUACUGAUGAGUUGUUCAGCGAUCCCCAAAAGCAACGGAUCUUCUUUUUGUUGUGCAUCAAUGUUGCUCUCUUCGAGGCAGUGGGCUUCAAGCGUACCUUGCAGCAACACUCAAACCUUUUGGACUUAUUCGGUGGGUACUCGGAGAUCAAUUUGGAAACAACUCGGACGAGGCUUACUCCGCUGAAUAAGCAGGUUCAUCAAAACAACUUGGACUAUUCUGUCUUGUCAUACCUUGGUAACAUCCUUAUUUGGGCUGCUAAUCUUCAACGUGAGGCCGGCAAAGAUUUGUUGUAUGGCACCUAUGGCAUCAAUGUUGAUACUCAAACGGUUCGAGACAAUGUAGGAGGAUGGCACUUAUGGGAUCGUUUGCAUAGAGAACGCAAGCAUAUGAGCUCAAAACGUUGGAAGCAUGUUAUCAAGUUUCGAACUGCAUUUCCCUUUGAGGUUGAUCAGUUUAUGUUGAUUUUGCGGUUCAUGAAGGUUGACAUUUCGAAUUUGCUUUAG
Molecule: messenger RNA, 1488 nt
Organism: Diutina rugosa
Lineage: Eukaryota; Fungi; Ascomycota; Pichiomycetes; Serinales; Debaryomycetaceae
Exons: 1
Coding region: 1-1488 (495 amino acids)
Source: RefSeq, a predicted model, not a curated record